Tachysurus vachellii is the source of this 590-nucleotide messenger RNA. It is a transcript of the gene cart4, whose product is annotated as cocaine- and amphetamine-regulated transcript 4. The record is from RefSeq and is a predicted model, not a curated record. Bases 57 to 362 code for a protein of 101 amino acids. The transcript has 3 exons. Gene Ontology annotation, biological process: G protein-coupled receptor signaling pathway; negative regulation of appetite; positive regulation of MAPK cascade. Lineage: Eukaryota; Metazoa; Chordata; Actinopteri; Siluriformes; Bagridae. Gene Ontology annotation, molecular function: neuropeptide hormone activity.
UGUAAGAAGACGUGAGGGACUGUAAAGUGUCUGUUUUUAACUCUUUCUCUAGCGGCAUGGACAGCAUCAGGACAACGGUGUACCUCGGCGUGUGUGUGUUAUUGCUCAGCACUGUGUGUCAGGCUCACAGCUCUCUGGACCCCAGACUGUCUGAGGAGCAGCUAGUGACCAGAGACAUGGCUGAAGCGCUGGAAAGCCUUCUGGAAGGAGACAAUCAGAUAGAACUGGAUAAAAGAGCCAGCAUCAUCCCGAGGUGUGAUGUAGGAGAACGGUGUGCCAUGAAACACGGACCACGCAUCGGCCGCCUGUGUGACUGUAUGAGAGGGAGUGCGUGUAACACCUUCUUCCUGCGCUGCUACUGACCGAGCUUACAGAACAUCAGGCACAGUGCGGCUAGCUCUGAUGGGAUCUUAUGUUGUUGACGUCUUUAAAAUUGUCUAGUUCGUAAAACUCUAAUUAUCUAGUUCGUAAAUUCUUUGUGUAUGUUUUAUAAAGACAAAUGUACGGUUGCGUUUAUUUAUUUUUGUUUAAUAAAAUGUCUUUAAGACUCUUUGAUACUGUAUUAGUAUUUAAUAAUGAAUUAAUAUUCA